AAUGAUAUCUCGAGACGACAAAGAUGCGACGGGCGCAUUGAUAGCGCAGCUACAUACCGCCAUGUCUCCGAAAGUAAAGUGGCGGCUAGCGAUCACUGCUAUUAUACUUUGUGUGAUUGUUAUAUUGUACCUAAUUUUGACCCGUAUUCCAACGUAUAUAUACAUUUUUGUCAUUAGUGCUUGUGGCGUUGGUUGCUACUACAACGCGAUAGAUUUUCCUUUUCUCUCAAGAUUAGGCCUUAAUCCACGCCAUGGUUUGACAAUUCCAGCGGCUUUUCUUAACUGGUUACGCGGGUGGAGCAUUAGUAGAGAAUCGACAGCUAGGCGAAGAAACAGGACGCUUUCUCCCGCGAAUAAUGCUGUUUUGAGCAACGAAAAGCUUUCUGAAACUUCACUGCAUUAUCCGGAUGCUUCUUUCAACUGUUCGUUUUACCCGCGACAUACAUACAUGGAUCGACCUGAGCCCAGUCCGUCGAGAUUUUAUGGAAAAACUCGUUUAACUCCCCUGAAAAAGAGACUUUCAUACGGAGGUGCCAUGGAGAGCCCAUCGCGCAUUGUCUCCCCAGGACGACAUUACACUGUCCAUCAGGCGACAACCACAUCCUUUGGAGUUCUACCCCAACCGUGGGAUGGCUUCCACCAGAAGAGUAUUCUAAAGCCGCGAAACUCUGCUGUAGUCCAAAGCGCUGUCAGGAUAGCGAAACCAGAAAGCCACCCAAACAUAUCUGCUUUCUUUGAUAAUUUGAACUCGCACAUGGCCUCGCCAGAAAGCCUGCAGAGACAGCCUGAGCCAUGCUCUCGAGAGAGCGUACUGAGUGUGCUGAGAGAAAGCCGCAAACGAGAGGUGGACAAAGAGGAUAAAAGAGAGAAUACUGAUGGACAGUAUGCAAAAAGAAGUCGCCAAGACAGUGGUGGGAGUGCCAAUUCAGGACUUGAGCCCCUAUUGGCCAAUGGAGCACCAUCCCUGCAAGUACCAAGAACGGGUCAGAAGAGAUGGCUGAAUGGUGCAAUGGCCGAGGAGUCGGCAACAAAGAGAUCUCGCACAUCGUCCAUCAGCUCUGGGGCCGGGGGCCCUAGCACUGCGGGGGCCCGUAACUCCAUCACCAGCUCUUACAGCUCCUCCCAGGCUGCCUCCAAGCGUAAGGCUCUCUCCAGCUCCAGUCAGUCCCCUUCAACAAGUCUGGGCUCCCCACGCCCUCAAACACCAGUGAGGGCAGCCAAAAAGCUCAGGGAUGAGACCACCGACUCACCAAGUUUGUCAUUUGGAAAGUCUGACAAGAAUGACUCUGAUUCAUCUCCGGCCGCAAAGGAGACCAAGCCUGCCCCUGAAACUCCCAAGUCUUUGGCCACCGCUAACUCAAAGGACCCUGGCUCCCAGCGUAGGCGCAAGAUUCCACUCGUGUCUCAUAACAAAGAUGGACAGAUUCCUCUGCCCCCUCCACCUGAGCUUGGCUAUACCAUCACAGUUGAGGAUUUGGACAGGGAGAGAAAAGCCAAUCUCUCUCAGAUUCAGAAGCUCCUGGAAGAACCUGAACCAGAGAAGCCUGCACCUGAACCUGCACCUGCAGCCACAGCGGCCUCCAUCUCCCUCUUCUCCACCUCCACCUCCACCACAGCUGCCACGGCAGCCCCAGCCACCACCACCACCACCAGCGAGAGCACUCCAGCCGCCUCGGCUCCCUCACUGAGCUCUGUCACAACCUCCGCUCCCACUCUCACCCUGCCCUCAGUGGCUCCCGGUGCAUCCUCUGCCUUGGGGAUCGCCACUGCCACUGCCGCUGCCACCACUCUUGGGGCUCCUGCUGGCCUGCCGCCUCCCUACUCCUCCACCACCACCACCUCCUCCUCCUCCUCCUCACUGGGGCUCCUCGUAACCUCUCCCCCCACCUCUGCUGCUGCGAGCCAGCCCAACCCCCUGCUGGAGAGUCUGAAGGCCAUGAGGUCGCCUGCGUUUGGAAACACAAUUGCAGGUACCACCUUGCCCACACCAGCUGCCGUGAUGACAACUGCUGUGCUGACACCCGCUGCCCAGAGUGCGGGCCCUGUGAAGUCUGAGCCCAGUGCGGCUGCCCCACCGGCCGGUGCCCCUCCAGCGUACCCCGGUGCAACGCGCCCGGCCCCCAACAUGAACUCAGCCUUCGCCCAGGUCCUGAGUCAGCCCCUGCAGGUGUCCUCGAGCGGAGCAAGCCUGUUUGGGCUGGUCAAGCCGACGGCGACCCUCGCCUCCACGGCCCCCCCAGCCAGUUGCUCUUCCUCAUCCUCAUCCUUAGCCCAGACAACCAUGGCGGCGGCGGUUGCCUCAUCUGGUAUCGGCCGUUUUGGCACCACCACGUCAGCCGCACUGCCGACCUCUGGCUUCAAGCCCAUCUUUGGAGCGUCCACCACAGCCCCUGCCUCGGUGCCGGCGCAAGAGAGCAAACCUGCUGUUCCCACCUACACAAACAUCUUUGGCAGUACGAACAGCAGCAACAUUUUCAGCCAGAUGGGGGCCCCGGCAACGACGUCGGCUCCAGCGGCCGCAUCAGCAGCACCGGCGGUGGCAGGCGGUGGAAGCACCAGUCUGUUUGGAGGGCUCACCGCCAGCCGGACGGCUCCGGCCUCCACCGCCGCCAGCGCCGCAACCUCCACGCCUGCCAAGUCUCUGUUUGGCAGCUGGGGUGCGGCAGCACCGGCGGCAACUGCCACUACACCUGCCAACACAUUCCAAUUCGGAGGCUCCUCCACCACGACUGCCAGUGGCGCAGCACCAGCACCAGCGUCUGUCUCCACUGUCAACUCCUCCAGCACCGCCACGUUCCAGUUUGGUGGGGUCCAACAACCGGCACCCACUGCCGCCGCCUCCACCCAGCCCGCGGCCCCUCAGGGUGGCUUCUCGUUUGGCCAGCCGUCAGGGGGUCAGAGCUCCACGCCGGCUACCUUUGGAGGGUUUGGCAUGGCAAGCAGUAACUCCGCAGCUGCCCCCGCCUCUUCCUCCGCCGCCACCAUGCCAGCAGCGUCAGUGUCUGUGUUCGGGACAUCAUCCUUCGGCGGUGCCACCCAAGCAGCAUCUGGCGGCAAGCCCUUUACAUUUGGGGGCACGGCAGCGGCAGGGCCGUCGACCGGCAACACGGCAUCUCCAUUUGGGUUCGGAGGUGGUGCUGGGGGUGCCACUGCUGCGCCCUCUGCCGCGCCAGCAUCUGCUUUCGGCACGGGCGGGCAGUCGAUGUUCGGCAGCAGUGCUGGAAGCGCAGCGUCAGGCUUCUCGUUCGGGGGUGCGGGCGCUGCCGCCGCCACCACCACCACCACCUCCGCCCCUGCUGUCCCGACCUUCGGGACCCCCUCCACUCAGACUGCAGCCCCCCUCGCGGCGGCAAACCCCACUUUCACAUUUGGCCAGCCGGCGCAGAACACCCCGGCAACCCCUGCAACCAACUCCAACACGGGCGGCUUCAACUUCGGCACACCUCAGUCUCAGACACCCUCAUUCUCAUUUGGAGCCAAUACAGCCAACUUUCUUGCGACAUCCACCCCAUUCAAUCAGCCGGCUGCUGGAGGCUCCAUGGCCUUUGGUUCACCCCAGGCACCCCAAGCACAGGGCUUCAACGCACAGACAGGCUCUCCUUUCGGGGGCGCCUCUAUGGGAAGCUUCUCAAUCGGCGCUGGCUCCAAACCCUCUGCUCGCCAGAGGCUGCAAGCUCGUAGGAUGCACGUGAGGAAGAAGUAGCCCCUCACCACUGGGGUUUCGUCAGCAGCACAGCGCCCCCCCCAAUGGACUAUUUCAGCUGCUGCAACCACUGUGGUUGCUUGCGGCCAUGGCUGUACUGAGUAAAUAUAUGAUAGGUUUAAAAUGAGUCCCUUUUUUGUACUUGGAAAAAAAAAAAAAAAACCUAAAAACUUAAGAUGAGGAAUUUGAGUUUCAUUACUUUGCAUUGUAUGUAUUAUUUUAUUGUUUUGGAUUUUAGUGUCUAAUUUUACCAUGAAAUUGUUUUUCCUCAAUAAAGUGUGUAUAAGGUUUUUUUCCAUCC
Molecule: messenger RNA, 4004 nt
Organism: Alosa sapidissima (American shad)
Lineage: Eukaryota; Metazoa; Chordata; Actinopteri; Clupeiformes; Clupeidae
Gene: pom121
Product: POM121 transmembrane nucleoporin
Exons: 13
Coding region: 2-3703 (1233 amino acids)
Biological process (GO): RNA export from nucleus; protein import into nucleus
Cellular component (GO): nuclear pore
Molecular function (GO): structural constituent of nuclear pore
Source: RefSeq, a predicted model, not a curated record